GCCCGGGCAUUUUGCUGCGUCACCAGCCGCCGCCCGGCCUCACCACCCCUCGUUUGCACGCACGCACGUUCAUUCUCCGUCCUCGCGCCCGUUUUCCUACACUUUCCUCUUCUCCCCGACCGGAGGAGCCGCUCUUUCCGCGCGGUGCAUUCUGGGGACCGAGGUCGAGCCCGCCGCUGCCGCCGUCGCCUGAGGGAAGCGAGAAGAGGCCGCGACCGGGGAGAAAACGCGGAGUCGCCACUGGAGAGAAGUCGACUCCCUAGCAGCAGCCGCCGCCAGAGAGGCCCGCCCACCCGUUCGCCCGUCCCCCUGCCCCGUUCACAAUGUGAGUGCGACACCCCGCCGAGGGAAGGUCGCCCAGAGUGAGGCCGAGGCCGCGUUGGGGGCUCCCUGGAAGCGGCCCUUGCCCUCCCUCUGCUUUUGGCCCCCUAGCCUUUCUCGCAUCGGUGGUGGCAGUCGUUCCUGCCUGGGGGCGGGAGGUCCAGGAUCCUUGUUCCGGUUACCGUUGGCGGGUGGAGGACAUUUUUCCUCCAGAUGUCUGCUUCCCCCACCCCUGAAACGUCCCUUGGCUUCCCUAUACCGGAAAUCCUACUUUUUCCCUCUUUGGCUGUCUGGGCUACUCGCUUCCUUAGGUAACUUCACCUUAGGCCUUAAGCUCCCCGGAGCUGCUCGCCAUGCGGCGCCGUGAAGCGUGAACCCUCGUGGGUCGCCUCGGCUGCUUGGGCGCUCCGGUUCUGCUGCUUUGUGGUCCCCGGGCCAGGCCCUGAGUCGAGUGCACCUGUGGUAGGUGCCGCCAGGUGCCUGGCGAAGCUCCUGGGAGAGCCCCACGCGGGCCUAGCCGUGAGCGGCAGGUACUGCUAGGCAACUAGAGUGAAGCCAUGCCCACGCCGCAACAUACUUCUCUCUCCAGUGUCUGGGUUUCUUGAGUGUGGGUACUUGAAGUCCGCCUCGUAACUCCAGUCUCUUGAAAACACGGGAGGUUGCCAAAACUCAGCCGCUUCCCUGGCAGCGAGGAGGAGUUACCGUUGAGCAGGUAGUUCUGCACGUGUCUGCUUUGGAAAGACACGGACAUUUUCUGUGUUCCAUGUUAAACCUGAGGCAGCCUGCUUCUGCAAAGUGGUACGAUCGAAGGGACUAUGUCUUCAUUGAAUUUUGUGUUGAAGACAGUAAGGAUGUUAAUGUAAAUUUUGAAAAAUCCAAACUUACAUUCAGUUGUCUCGGAGGAAGUGAUAAUUUUAAGCAUUUAAAUGAAAUUGAUCUUUUUCACUGUAUUGAUCCAAAUCUUAAUUGGCUUAGUGUCGACUUCAAUAAUUGGAAAGACUGGGAAGAUGAUUCAGAUGAAGACAUGUCUAAUUUUGAUCGUUUUUCUGAGAUGAUGAACAACAUGGGUGGUGAUGAGGAUGUAGAUUUACCAGAAGUAGAUGGAGCAGAUGAUGAUUCACAAGACAGUGAUGAUGAAAAAAUGCCAGAUCUGGAGUAAGGAGUAUUGUCAUCACUUGGAUUUUGAGAAAGAAAAAUAACUUCUCUGCAAGAUUUCAUAAUUGAGAGAAUUCCUGAGUUGAUAGCUCUAAAGGCAGAUGCUGUAUUUGCCUACUUUAACCCAUUUUUCAACCUGUUUGUUUUUUAAAAGGCUUCACUAAGGGUUGAUAUGUACCAUUGUAUGGGGCAAUUUUAAGUCAGCUAAGGCAAUAACCUUAUGCAUGAACAUUUCCCAGACUUUCAUGAAGCUGUUGAGGUCCUAAGCAAUUGAUGCAGCUGUUGUGAUAAAUAGAAACAUCUCACCUAAGUCUCCUUUUCUUCAUAACAUAGAUACUGACAUGAUAGGAAGCUCUCAGCUUAGGGAAAGAUAACUAAAUUUUAGAUUAUAGGACAUGGAUUCAAAAGUGGCUGGAACAAAUUGGCUGACACCUUACUGGUAACCUGCUGUUCUCCUGGUGUUCCUUCAGGAUUGUUCCACUAAAAUUUAUUUUUCAAAAAAUUUACUUCACAUUAUUCUAUGUAAGUGAUCACUUGUCAGUGUUCCAGGUGUAUCUUAGCUAAAACUAGAGAAUGCCCUAACUUAGAUGGUUUUUGAAGCCUAUACAUUUGGUAUUGUUUGACCCUUAAGCUUUUACAUCUCUUAGCAUGGAGGACGAAGAAAGCUGUACAUUGUUGCUUGAGAGUCUGUACAUUUAGACCAGAUUUGUAUUUGCACUGUCAAGUAUGGCAAAUGAGUGAAAAAUGUUUAAUACACUAUUGGAUUUUUUAUUUCUUUUUUUGAUUCAGCUUAUACCAGGGCUGAAAACCUCAAUUUAUGUUCAUGACAGUGGGGAUUUUUUUAAAUGUCUACAUUCUUUCUAAUAAACUGUUGGAAGACUUCUUGGCUGUCCUUUUAAGUGUCUGGCUUACUGUAAUUUUUAUGUAUUUACCAUUUACUGGAAUGGAGUUAUUUUUAUUUGAGGAAGAAUUUGGGAUUAUUCCUCUGUUUGAAAAAAGAGGCUUGCUGUAAUGUCACAGGAAACCUUUUAAAAGUGGAUCUGUAAUAGAAUAUUGUAGAUGCACUUUGCAGCAGUUGGAAAAGAAAGUGUUGUGAUUUGAUUGAAAUAAAACUAAAUGUGUUGUCCUCCU
This is a messenger RNA of Mandrillus leucophaeus (drill), 2607 nucleotides long. It is a transcript of the gene PTGES3, whose product is annotated as prostaglandin E synthase 3 (cytosolic). Lineage: Eukaryota; Metazoa; Chordata; Mammalia; Primates; Cercopithecidae. The record is from RefSeq and is a predicted model, not a curated record. Bases 1085 to 1480 code for a protein of 131 amino acids. Gene Ontology annotation, molecular function: prostaglandin-E synthase activity; Hsp90 protein binding; protein-folding chaperone binding. The transcript is spliced from 7 exons. Gene Ontology annotation, biological process: protein folding; telomerase holoenzyme complex assembly; prostaglandin biosynthetic process. Gene Ontology annotation, cellular component: cytosol; nucleus.